Messenger RNA from Didymodactylos carnosus, 2221 nucleotides. The record is from the annotation of a GenBank genome assembly. Lineage: Eukaryota; Metazoa; Rotifera; Eurotatoria; Philodinida; Philodinidae.
CGAAACCGGUCGCGGUAUCUUCUUUUGAUUCUUUCAGAAAUGAAUUCUGUCUGAGUCUCUCGUAACUACAAAGUGGUUGUAAAAAUUAACUAAACACAAUUAUAGUGCCUCUAUAAUUUUUUCCAGUACUGUAUAUUGUAUUUGUCUCUCCUCUAUUUUUUUAACGUCAUUUAACCCAUCAUUUUUAGAUAGUAGUUUAAUUUCAUCUCGUGUUCAAUUACAUUUUGAUGAUUUAUUAUGGGUUGUAAACGAUGCACAACUAAAAUCAGCAAUGAAUGCCUAUUCAGAAAUAACAAAAUUAAUGAAAAAAGCAUCAGAUCAACGAAAAAAAAAAGCACAAGAUACAUUAAUUAAAAUGGAACAAUCUCAAUCAUCAAUGUUUCAACCUCAAAAACCGACAACUGGCGAUAAUAAUUUACCAUCAUCGGCAUCAAUCACACCUUCAACACCAAAUACCAACGAUACAUUUACACGUUAUGAUGUUGUUGAAACAUCACUACAUUUAUCUAUAAAACGAUUUGAUUUUCAUGUUGUAGCUGAUGUCGAUGUAUUAAGUGAUCGUUUAGCUGAAGGAGGAGCACUUCAAAUGUCUAUUGCUAAUUUAACAGUUGAUCAUUAUCCCUAUCAUCAGUUUGGUUCAUCUAAAAAACAUUGGACCAAAUAUAGUGAAGUACAAUCGACUAAUCGAAAUGAGUGGGCAAAUAGAUUAUACACUCAAUGGCAAGAAGAAUUCGAAAAAGCUAAAGAAAAAGCUGUUAAAGAUGAAAUAUCUGUUAAAUUAGAAAAAGCUAUACAAUCAAAUCGUAUACGUUUAUUUGAAUCGUGUAGUGUAAUAAAUAUUGACGAUUUAGUUUUACAUCAAGUAUCAUUGACACUUGAUAAACGAGAUAAACAUGUAAAAGAUCAACGUCGACGUCGACCAUUUAUAACCUCUGAUCGAUCACGUUAUCAAUUACCAGAAUUUUGGGGUAUUCUCAAUAUACAAUUUACAGAAUAUUAUUAUCCGGAUCCUUAUGCAUUUCCCGUUCCAAACAGUGAUUUGUAUAUUCAACUAUUACCUGUUCGAUUUAUUGUUGAUUUUAGUACAUUUAGUUGGAUAGACGCGUUUAUCACCACGGUUUCGAUGACAAUGGAUAAAGCAAUACCAGUUGAACCAAGUGAACCCGAACAUAUGGCCAUAAAAAUUGAUGCCAUGUUACCUAGAGUUGUUAUUAUCUCUGAUAUGUUUUCUUCAUCUUCAUCGCCUACUUCUACUAAAAACGAAAUCACUUCAUCCGAUUCAAAUACAUCGUCCUUAUUUCGAAAUGAAUCUAUGGGAUGUGAUACAUUAGAAUUAAUAUUUUCUAAAUUAUUGAUAACAAAUACGCGUAUAGAUCCAUCAAGUUCAACAACAGUGUUGGAAAAACAUUUAGAUUUAUUUAAUAAAAAGCAGGCAUCUGGUAUAUCGUUUUUUGAUCAAAUAGAUUGGCCUCUAUCAACCGAUCCCGCCAUUAAAUCAAGAAUAAGUCCAUUAUUCAAAUCAAAACUCGAAGAAUCAUAUUUAUAUCAAAAUCCAUUAAAUAAUAAUAAUAAUUCAAAACAAGUAAAAGAACCAAAAUCAUCGACAACUGCUCUUCAACCAUAUUAUACAAUGACAACUGAUUCAUUAAAAAAAUCAUCGAACUAUGAUAUUUGGCAUUUUAUCGGUGAAAGUAUUUGGUGUGAUUAUAAUCUAGGCACAUCAACAGGAAAACAAUCUAUGAUAGAUUCCUUAACCGUUAGUGGAUGGGUGGUUGUCGAUGAAAGGCAAAAAGAUAAUGAGCCAAAAUUAUUAAAUAUAUUAUCUGUAAUCGAAGGUAAUUCAGUACUUAAAAUUACUCAAAAACAGUAUACAUUUUUGAUGAAAUUAGCUGAUGAAAUUAGUCUAUUUUCGGAUGCAUUGGAUCGAACUAAAUUAAAAAGUAAUUUAAUUAAACGAAAAACAUCUAAAGAGAUAGAUGAAGAGAUGAAAAUAAUAUUAUGUUUAACAACACCAUCACAAUUUACAUUAGCUGUUUUGGAAUCAUUGGAAGAAUUAGGGGGAACACAAUUGCCAAUCUCUCAAAUUGGUACAACAAGCGAUACUACAUCGGAUAGUGGACGAGAUACAACUAUUUCAAAUCUUGUUAUGGAUGUUGAACCAAAUGUAACGUUGCAAGAUUCAACAGAUAUUAAUUUAGGUAACUUGAUGGUUAUGUCUUAG